CCGCCCGGAGCCCGCCGUCCCGCUGCCGCGGCGCCAUGUCUGCCGAGAGCCCCGAGCCCGCCUCGGCCGAGGAGCAGAAGGAAAUGGAGGAUAAGGUGAUCAGCCCAGAAAAAGCUGAAGAAGCAAAAUUGAAAGCAAGAUAUCCUCAUCUGGGCCAGAAGCCAGGAGGCUCAGACUUCUUGAGGAAGAGGCUUCAAAAAGGACAAAAAUACUUUGAUUCUGGUGACUACAACAUGGCUAAGGCAAAGAUGAAGAAUAAACAACUGCCUACUGCAGCUCCUGACAAGACAGAAGUCACUGGUGACCAUAUUCCUACUCCACAGGAUCUCCCACAGCGGAAACCAUCUCUUGUUGCUAGCAAGCUGGCUGGCUGACGAGAACAGCUGAACUGCAUGAUAAUUCUCAUUCCCGUUAUUUCUCCUUAAUAGUUAUUUCUCACCCUCACAUCCCCCUUUUUCUUUCUUACACUAAAUCAUGAGACUGACAGCUUUGCAGGUAGCGAUAGCAUGUGCUGCUAUUGUAAGGGAGUACUGUUAAGAGUAAAACGUGUAGUAUUUGGACUAGUUGAGAACAAUGCACUGAUUAAAAAAGGACAAGUUUGGUUAGAGCAAUGUAAUCUACUUGAAAAUGUACAUAUUGCCCAUUUCCUAGUGUAGGACUGGUUCCAGCAAGUGACAUCGCAAGUUUUACAACUUUUAAUGUUUCUGCUUUUGUUAUUUCACCUUAAUUACAGCAUAUUUGUAUUUAAUAUAACCUCCAGUUGUGUUGGUUUUUUUUUGUGUUUGGGUUUGUUGUCUAAAAUAGAGGUUUAGACCACAAGUUGCUAGAUGGUAAAGCAUGUAUAAAAACAAAGACAGGGCUCUGAUUGAAUUUUGUUUCUGCUCUUGAACUUGAACGGCCUUAAACCUGUUUCAGCUUUAACAAUAGAGUUUUUACUUGGGCAAUAUUUGCCCAUUCUGGUGUAACUCUUGUGAAUCUAGUGCUUAUUGACAACUGCCUGUUGAAGCUGGUAUCCUUUUCAGUUCCGUAGCUUAGAACACACUUUUGUUGAAGAUGUGAAUGAAGUGUGCAUGUGCAUAGACUGUUGAAUUCACUCUUGUGCCAUUUUUGUAAAUACAAUAGUUUUGCACAACCUUUUGCAAAUGUCUAUUAAUUUUACAUUUUAAGAAGCAGAUAAUGUGCCAAUCAAAGCACAAGUGAUUCUGUAUCUUUCAAAGUCUUGGCCUGAAACUAAGAGCCCAGAAUCUUGCUACUGAAAGUAAAAAUUGUGUACCUGGAAUUUGUGAAACCCCUAGGCUUACACUUGCCUCAGCCUUAUGCUUUUGCAGUUGUAUAUUUUGUUUUGCAACAAUGUCCAGCAUUCAGUUAUAAAUCUGAAAUUUGUACCUAUAUUUAAAGGCAGGUGCCCUUUCUGUUCAGCAGCUCUUUAAGCUUUUAAAGGUGAAAUGCUCAAUGGUAUGACAUGGAAAAUAGCUAAAUGUACUGUUCUAGAGAGUUUCCCUUGUGGCGAACUCCAAAUCUAGGCUUGCUAAGGUUUGAUACGCAAUUGUCGUUGUACUAUUUUAGACUUCUGGAAGUGAAAGGGUAUAAUUCUUUUUCUUGAACUCCUGAAGUGGCAGUAAACUAACUCCUUUUUUUCUGUUAUACAGCAGCCCCUCAUUGGUUUUGGGAAGCGAAAGGAACUGGAACUGGUAUUUUUAUAAUGAUCUACUGAGAGACAGGGAAUUCUUCAUGUCAGGAAAUAGGAACAAACUUCAGUUCAUCUGUAUGGUGCAGGCUGUGAGUACUAGAUUGCCAGAAUACACAGUUGAUACUAGAUGGGUAACCCGAGGAAUUUAAGAGCAUGAUUUGUUCAGUGAAAUCGGAUAUAUUCAGUAUGAUCCAUAAUGUAAUUGAUUUUAAUACAAGCAAUCAUGGCCUUGAUGUUCUUUGGGAGUGUAAGAAACCCUUUAAAAAUAUUAGCAUACUCUUUUCUUAAACGGUUCUAUUAAAACACUAUGAAAAGCAAAGAACCAAUGCAGGCAUUGUAAGAGAAACCACUUUGGAAGAUGCAUGUUUUUAGAAGGAAGCACUUUGUAUUGAUAUAUUCAGAAAUGUCUUAAGGAAUAAAUAUCUGCUAGUUGAAAAGAAGACUGGCCCAUGUUUUCUGCAAUGCUCUUUUCUGAAGGAAAACUCAAAAAAAAAAUGAUCAAGAUGAGAUGAAGAAUCUUAACUUGGCCCUGCUUUGGUUAGAAUGGGCGGAAACUCUGUUAUAAUGUGCAUUCUUCAGUUUAGAGAAUUCAUUCCAGAGAACUUUUUAAAUUGCUAACCUGGCUCUUUGCAAGUCUUUAUAGCCCUUUUCAAGUAAAUAUGGACAACCUUGUGAGAGCCCUUUUAUUCCUUAUCAUCCACUAAUGCUAUAAACGAGUUGCGAUUUUUCACAGAAUAGUUUGAAUUAGACCGAUUUUUUUUUAAGUAAGAAAUUAGGCUGGGAAAAUAACAAGGAAGCUGGAUAUAUUAAAGCAAACUGCUUUCUAUAGUCGUUAGUUCUAAUGUGAAAAUCCCUCUUUAUUUUUGUAUGUGUAAAUGAAAUUUGAAAAAACGAUAGGAUUGGGCCUGGAACAAAUAUUGAACAGUUGAAGGUGACUUGCUUUGUAUUGUCUGGUUCCACUAUUUUGUAGCUCACGUAUGGUGAGUUUUUUGAUGCUUGAGAUUUAAAAAAAAGCCAUUUAAAUUUAAACAUUCCCCUCAUUUAGCUGCAACUCAGCUUGUCCUGCUGGUUAGAUAAUGCAAGCUUUUUUGAUGUUCAUUCAGUGACUUGCAGUUCUUAAGGUUAUUACAGAUUCAGCUACCAAUGUAUUAUCCAUGUGUAUACUUAAAGUACUGUAAUCCUAACUAGGUCAGUGACUGGUUAUGAGCCUUCACAUCUGACAGACCUCAGCAGCAGGCACAGCGAUUUUGAUUCUAUACACUGUUUGAAACUUAGGAAGUCCAAUAAUCACGUAACAGUAAAACAAAGGUGACUGCAAAUUGAUACUAACUUUCAGCUUACUCCAGCAAGAUAACUCAGCUAUCCAAACUUAUGUACAUAAUGUAUUAUAUAAGUUUUACCAUUUGAUAAUGAUCUUUUUCAAAGAAGACCUGCCCACACUGUAGACUGGCAGUCCCUUUCAUAUCUUGCCUUUAAAGAUAGACAGUGUUUAGUUAUUAGACUAGUAUUCAUGUAGGCUUAUGAUAGCAGAUAGCACCAACAUUUUAUUCAAAAUAGUUAAAAGCGAAUGAAUUCCAACUUCACGGAUAUGUCCCCAAAUCUGUAGUACCAAAGGCUUCCCUCUCAUUGUUCUUGACGUAGUAGGACAGUGUUUGUGUAAAAGCCACAGGAGUACAUUUUGUUGGACAUAUUUACACCCAGUUGAGAUGUUAAGGUGAUGAAAAUGUCAAUUGUUCUUUGCAAACUUACACAUUGUAUAGUAUACAGAAUAAAUUGAUCUACUUAGUUUUUAUUGCAAUGUGGA
Oxyura jamaicensis (ruddy duck) is the source of this 3494-nucleotide messenger RNA. It is a transcript of the gene ARPP19, whose product is annotated as cAMP regulated phosphoprotein 19. Gene Ontology annotation, cellular component: cytoplasm. The transcript has 3 exons. The record is from RefSeq and is a predicted model, not a curated record. The coding region runs from base 36 to 374 and encodes 112 amino acids. Lineage: Eukaryota; Metazoa; Chordata; Aves; Anseriformes; Anatidae. Gene Ontology annotation, molecular function: protein phosphatase inhibitor activity.